UGAAGUGGGAAGUGACACAACGCUGGGGAUCUCUGGGAAGCAGCCCUGCGAAGGGAGACGGCGCCUGCUCACCGAGGCUUUGUCAAAUCCAUUCUGGCUGCAGUUCAUGAGGCAGCUCAGCAAAACCCCAAAUCCCUCUGAGUCUUUGGGAAAUCUGAAAUGUUCCUGAGAGCUAAGCCCUGCUUUUGCAUGAGGCUGGUGGCGAUGCCUCGCUGGGCCGGGCUCCUCUCCAGCGCUGCCAGAGCCAGCCUGCUGCUGCUGCUGGGCUCCCUGCUCUUCUCCUGCCCCAGCCUGAGCCACAGAGCACCUGAGUUUGCCCUUACAAAAAUAGAAGAGAGCGACAUAAAAGAUGCCAGUGGGAAGGAGCCGGUGACAGAGGAUGACGCUGAUCCUGAGGACCUGGAAGUGUUUUACCCCACGGAUCAGUGGCAAUCCCUGCGUCCAGGUCAGGCUGUUCCGGCAGGAUCACACGUGCGGCUGAACCUGGAGACGGGAGAGAGAGAAGCCAAACUCCCAGACAGAGAAAAUGGGGAAAGUGGAACAAAAGAAGAGAGAAGAAGGAAAAGGUACAGACAUGCAAGACCGUGCAGGGGUGGGCUGUGGGAUUCAUGCCUUUUAUUAGAGGGCAGGCUCCCAGGUGUGCUCAAUUACUGCCUCUUCCUGAGACUUAAUUGCUGGGUUAGGAGCUCAGCAGUGCUAGAAGCAGAGCCUUGUUCUUUGUGAUCCCUUUGGGAUGGUGGUGGAAGUGCCCUGAGUGCACAUUCAGAGGCACCUUCACGGUUUCUCAUGCCACGACACCGAAACUAAAUUGACAAUGUGGCUUCUUUGAAUGAGAUUUAGCCCUUUGAAGCAUCUGCAGCAGGUGCUCUGAAACUGCUUUCUGAGCCUUGGGAUCAGCUGUGACGGACUCAGCCAGCUGCUGUGUCCUGGCUGGGCUCAGCCCCACAAACUCACCUGCACACCAGGCAUUGCCAGACUCCCUGGAGGUCACACCUUCCCUGCAAAAACCUUUUUAAACAUGAUUUAAACCUCAGCUGCUGCUGAAUUUCCGCUUGGAACCCUCUGAGAAAAGACUGGUUUAGUUAUGAGGGGAAUUAAUCUCCUGGAGUGUGUCUGCUUUCCCGGGAAGUCUGCGAUGAGGAUUCUGAGGGAGCACAGGGCUUUUGGGUCAGGGGCUGAGCUGGGGGCCCUGUUGGGCCCAAAGCCCCCAGCCAGUGCCCCUGCAGCUGUCAGCCAAGGGGGGCCAGGGGCCAGUGGCCGCUGCCUGCA
Messenger RNA from Parus major (Great Tit), 1269 nucleotides. RefSeq names its product nucleotide exchange factor SIL1-like. The transcript is spliced from 4 exons. The record is from RefSeq and is a predicted model, not a curated record. Bases 160 to 723 code for a protein of 187 amino acids. Lineage: Eukaryota; Metazoa; Chordata; Aves; Passeriformes; Paridae.